This is a messenger RNA of Dentiscutata heterogama, 867 nucleotides long. The record is from the annotation of a GenBank genome assembly. Lineage: Eukaryota; Fungi; Glomeromycota; Glomeromycetes; Diversisporales; Gigasporaceae.
GAUGUGGGAAACAAAAUAGUACCACGACAACUUCCUCCUACUAAGUUCGAAUCAUAUGUUUACCCAUUUGGUGUAAAUGAAAACCUAACAACACCACCAUUAACUAUUAUAUCAAUAAGAAAGCUUAAGGAUGAUGAGCAUAAAUUUGUUAAUUAUAAAGAAAAUUCACCAUAUGAAGUAGAAAUAGGAGAGGAUAUUGUGUAUGAAAAUGGCGUUUCUCAUUUAAUUUGGUUUUACGCUAACGCAGACUAUGAAGAUAAAAGACCUGCUAUGUUUAUCCGAAACACUCCUAUAGUAUAUUAUUUCCUCAGCAAUUUAGGAAAAAAAGUCGAGAUACCUUUGCUAAACAAAGUAUUGGUAAAUUUUCACACAACUUAUUCAAUAAAAGGUACUAAAGAUGUUUUGCAAACUAUCAAAAAUGGAGAAUCUAAUCCUGAUUUGGUAAAAAAAGCACAAAAUAUUACAAAUAGAUUUGAAUCAUUCAUUUACCCAUUUGGUAUAAAUGAAAACCUAACAACACCACCAUUAACUAUUAUAUCAAUAAGAAAGCUUAAGGAUGAUGAGCAUAAAUUGGUUAAUUAUAAAGAAAAUUCACCAUAUGAAGUAGAAGUAAAAGAGGAAAUUGAGUACCAAACUGGCAUUUCUCAUUUAAUUUGGUUUUAUGCUAACGCAGACUAUGAAGAUAAAAGAUCUGCUACGUUGAUCCCAAACACUCCUGUAGUAUAUUACUUCCUUAGCAAUUUAGAAAAAAAAAUUGAGAUACCUUUACUAAAUAAAGUGUUGGUAAAUAAUCACGAAACGUAUUCAGUAAAAGGUACUAAAGACGUUUUGCAAACUAUCAAAAAUGAAAAAUCUAAUCCAGACUCG